CAAGCCCCUGCGAUUGUUGUUCUCCAUGUCAUGUCAAAGUGCUCAAAUACUAGCACGUUGGGUCACCAACUGUGCUCGUAACGUCCGGCGGCCUUUUUAGCGAAAGGGCAAACUCGCAUUUGACUGGCCACUUCAAACCGGCUGGUAAUUUUCAUAACCGUGGCCUGUGACACAAGCGAAUUGCCACCAUGAACGAAGCGUGGACCGAGACGGCGUUCGACGGGCUCGACUUUAGCGUCGACGACGCGCAGCUACUCGCGACCAUGAUGGGGCAGACGCCGGCGCCAGCGCCGCCAUCGCUCCGGGAGCGGCAGCGCCUCUCGCUGCAAGCGCACCGCAAGCGCCAGGCCGAGGAACUCGCGUUUCUCAAACGCACGGUCGACGACCUCCAGUCGCAGCUCUCGCAGCUCAACCAAGUGCAAGUGCUGCAAGAGAUCAUGGCGCCGCCGAGCCGGUGGGAGCGAUUGGCCAAAGACGAGCGUCGGCGCCAAGUCGAGGCGUCGCAGGAGAACCGCCGCCUCAAGGCCGCGCUCGAAGAGCAGGUGCAGUUUGCCGAGUCGCUCGCCAAGCUUGUGCACAAGAAGCCGCGACUCCAGCUCUACGCCGACAGCCCGAGCGACGCGUGGAAGCAGUUCAAGCUCGUGGCCGACCCGCUCGUGCGCCUACAGGCGUUCCAUGCGAUCGUCGACCGGGACUACGCCAAGACCGACAGCGCGUUCGUUGAAGCCCAUCUGCACGACGCCGUCGAGCCGCGACGCGAGCACGUACCGAGAAUCGAAGGCGGUAUCGUUCUGCUCCAGACCAUCGUGCUCGUGCGGUGGCAGGUCGCAUUUGACAUGACCGCUGCCGCGAUCUGGGACGUCCUCCGUGGCGUGGUGCCCAUGGCCCAUGUGCCCGGCUCAUACACGCAGCUCACGAACGUCGAUGCACACACGUCGUAUGUGAGCAGCCUUCGGCAUCUCAAGCUCGGCUGCAUGCAGCGCCGCAUCAUCACCAAACGCUACAUCGAGUCGCCGACGCGCUGGAUCAUCGUGUGCCGCAACGUCCACGACGACGAAGUGCUGCCGUUGGAUGCAACCGCCGGCAUUUCCGAAGAAGUCAUGUGGGUGCUCAUUGAGCGCGAGCGCCACGAGACCGUGAUCAAGUACUUUCGAAAGGCCAGGCCGCCGCUCGUGAUGCAGCCAAGCGCGUCGGUCGAUGCAACGAGCAUUUGCGAAUACCUCAUCGAACUCAGCCAAAAACACACCGUGGGCUUUGAAAAUACCAUUCUCGACUUGAUUGAAGUCAGCGCGCUACAAGCUGCUUCGUUAGUUUAAGAACACGACUGGUCGCUGUUGUGUUUAUAUUUUUUGCUUCUG
Messenger RNA from Saprolegnia diclina VS20, 1358 nucleotides. RefSeq lists its product as hypothetical. The coding region runs from base 189 to 1316 and encodes 375 amino acids. The record is from RefSeq and is a predicted model, not a curated record. NCBI's taxonomy places the organism in Eukaryota, Oomycota, Saprolegniomycetes, Saprolegniales, Saprolegniaceae. The transcript has a single exon.